CUGGAGGGAGGGGGUGGUGGCUGGCUUCCAGUUCCUGGAGCUGAUACACCAAAAAUUCACAGCCUCUUCUGCUGGAUGCCCCUGUCCACUCCUUACAGCCUGGUGACUCCAUUCUCGUUUGGACCUGGAAGGACGAGCCUCUCCAAGAGAAGUGAAAGGGACCCCACACCGUGCUGCUGGUCUCCCACACGGCAGCAAAGGUCGAAGGACACAAGAACUGGAUUCAUCACUCUCGACUGAAAGCAAUACCCACUCCUGAACAGUGGACUGUCCAGCCUGCAGAAAAGACUGCCAGCGAUGAUUUGGGACUUAAGCUGUUAUUCAAAAGACAGGUAAGGGUCACUGGGAAUGCCUGGUAAUCUCUCUGAACAGCCACAGCGCACUCCCCGUGAAAACCCUGAGCAUUGGUUCUAUCUAUUCACAAAAGGCCGACCUAGCCUAUGGUCCUGGUCCUUUUAUUUUUUUGAUUUGUUUCGUGUCAAUAAUUCUUAUCUUCUGGGCAUUUGGGUUGUUGUAAUUACAAUAUAGGUUCAGGUUUAGGGUCUCUCACAACAUUCCUUUUUGUCACAGAAGCAAUCCUUCUGUUACCUACUGUUUCACCCACAUUGCAUGCAGGAUGGGGAGCCAUCCCUGCAGAUAUGGCUACCAAUACCUAUGAGGCCCUGAAAAUUGCCUUUGCCCAUGAGUUCAAUCUCUCCCACUGUUGGAUAUGUGCCCAGACUCCCCACCAUUCGGCUAAAUUGCCCGAGUAGUUCCCCAAAAUUGAUCAGACUUUUGUCAAAGGUGGAUGGUUACCAGCAGCAGCACCUCUGAUAAUUUAAGUUUGCGAUCCAACUGUACUGCGGAAGCUCCUUAUGGCCUACACAAUGGCUCUUGGAAUUCCCACUAUAAUAGCACUCUUAAGCCCCAGCCUAUUCGUCUACGCUCUCCACCCACUGGUCUUAUAUGUUUUCAGCAAGCCAGUACAAGUAAUCAUACCUGGUUUGCCGGCAUUAGUACAUGUAGAUUUUAUAUUGGUCCUGGUAUAAGUCUCACUGUUCCUGUACUAAAUGCCACCGGUUGGCAAACCGGCACUGCAUUUUUUGCCCUUUCCCCACAAGCCACCCUACGGGACCUACAAGGUAACAAUGGAAAGGCUAGUUAUGGUGAAGCAUUCUGGGUCUGUGGUAAUAGUGCCUACAAAUGGCUUCCUCAUGGUUGGCAUGGUAGCUGUUACAAAGGCUAUCUUGCUCCUCCCCUCCGUGUUCUAACCCAGGCUCCCUCAGGUCGCCCCAGGUACUAUCGGUCCUUGAGAGCUACCAUUGAACCCAUCAGAGAAGGAGACAGGUUUGGGAUAAUAUUCCUCCCUACUUAUGGGGUGGGACAGCUAACCCAACUCUACAGGAGACUUUCUAAAUUUCUCACCCAGUUUGCCAAUAAUACCCUGGCCAUAGAAAAAGGCAUAAGCUCCGAGCUGUACCAGCUUCAAUUGCUGGCUCUGCAAAACCGCCAGGCCCUAGAUUAUGUGUUAGCCUCACGGGGCGGGGUCUGUGCCCUUAUUGGAGAAGAAUGUUGUACCUACGUUCCAGAGUUUUCACAAAAUAUUAACAAGCACAUCUUGUCAGCCAAACAGGCCUUGAACCAGUGGAAGGCCCAGGAAGGAGAACCCACUAUUUUUGAUUCCCUUUGCGGUUGGUUACCUGGUCUAGGGGAACUAGGGGAAGGCAUUGUUCGCCUCUUGCUCACAGGUGUUGAUAUGUUUUGUUUUUUUCUUUUGCUCGCUUGCUGUAAAGUGCUCAUACAGAAAAUUUGUACCUCCUAUUCCCCAGAAGUUCCUUUAUACCCUCUCAUUAAUGAUCCCAAUUGCAUGAAGGUUAAUCGCAUUUUGUCUUUAGAGUAUGAGAAAACUCUGCCAAAGGUUUGUUGCGUGUUCUCAAAGGAGGGAAUUGUUGGGGUCACUAGGCAUAGCUACCAGGUAACUCGGGGGGAUGGAAGGCCAUAAGUGCCGAUGAAACCCCCCUGCUCUGGGUCUAAGUGAGCCACAGUUAUUCCAUCUUGUGAACUUUAACCUACCUACAUGCUGACAGCCUAAAAGCAAAAUAUGUAAUGGUCAGCUUUUUAGCAGAUAGCUGCAGUUUCGCUCACAGUAGCAGAACUUUUAGUAAUAACGAGGGAAAAAGGGGGAGGGAAAGGCCUACUACGUAGAGCUUGCAAGGUUGAAGAUAAGCAUGCGGACGAGAACUUUUCUAACACGCUACAAUGUAAUGCCUGCUGUAACCGAGGGAAAGGUAAGGGAGGACAGAAUAAAGGCUUACUCAAACAGCUUGGAAUAUAAAAUGGAAAACUUGCUUGUAUUUGCUGCACUUGAUUUGAGACAUGCUGGUCUCCUAGUGCCUAUUCAGAGCUCUUUA
Messenger RNA from Malaclemys terrapin pileata, 2390 nucleotides. RefSeq names its product endogenous retrovirus group PABLB member 1 Env polyprotein-like. The transcript has 2 exons. The coding region runs from base 788 to 1981 and encodes 397 amino acids. Lineage: Eukaryota; Metazoa; Chordata; Testudines; Emydidae. The record is from RefSeq and is a predicted model, not a curated record.